Messenger RNA from Cornus florida, 3713 nucleotides. Its product is annotated as probable LRR receptor-like serine/threonine-protein kinase At1g06840. Gene Ontology annotation, biological process: protein phosphorylation. The coding region runs from base 529 to 3384 and encodes 951 amino acids. Gene Ontology annotation, molecular function: protein binding; ATP binding; protein kinase activity. The transcript is spliced from 21 exons. The record is from RefSeq and is a predicted model, not a curated record. NCBI's taxonomy places the organism in Eukaryota, Viridiplantae, Streptophyta, Magnoliopsida, Cornales, Cornaceae.
UAGCCAUUGUCGUUUAUGUUCGUUCCUUCUUUGUAUUUUUGCUUUCCCAAAACAUAGAAUAUAAAAGGAAAGAUACACCCUUCUUCUUCUUUUCUUUCUAUUGGACCGUUGUCUCUAUAAUCCCCAUUUAUAUCUAUUCUUCCAUUAAACCCUCCCAAGUAAAAUUAGGUGCAUGAGUGCAACAAAGUCAAAUAUCGCCAAAAACCCAUUAAAUAUACAUGGCAUCUCUUUCUAUUCAUUAUUAUAAUCUGUACAUGAAAGAGAUGUCUGCUAUCGUCACCACCAUCAUCAUAAUCGUUUAUCUCUCCUUAGCAGUUGUAAUGGCGACAUGGUCAAUUUCUUACAACAUUUUGCCUUUUCUGCCAACAAGAAACGUGCCUGAAUCAGACCCACAUUCUACCCAAUUCCCAUUUUCUCAAUUUCAAUAUUCCCAUCACUUCCUACACCCUGAAGAGAUUCUGGGUAGUUCAGAAAAUUAUAGUGUUGGGUUAUAAGUGUUGUUUGACAAUUCUGCUGAAUUCGGCUGAGAUGUCCCGGUUGAGAAUUGGGCCAUUUGGAGUCGUUUUGGUUGUGUGGUUGUGUUGGUCUUCACUACUUAUGGGAGCAAACUCUCAGAUUACCCACCCUGAAGAAGGGACUGCACUGCAGGUCAUCAAGAGAAAUUUGAUUGAUCCGAAUAAGAAUCUCAGUAAUUGGAAUCGUGGAGAUCCGUGCACAUCAAACUGGACUGGAGUUUUGUGCUAUAAUACGACCAUGGACGAUGGCUAUCUGCAUGUCAAAGAAUUGCAGCUAUUAAAUAUGAAUUUGUCAGGAAGUUUAUCACCAGCGCUUGGCUACUUAUCAUAUAUGAAAAUACUAGAUUUUAUGUGGAACAAAAUAAGUGGGAGUAUACCGAAGGAGAUCGGCAAUAUUACUUCUUUAGAACUCUUGCUCUUGAACGGAAAUCAAUUAACAGGUUCCUUGCCUGAAGAGAUUGGUUAUCUUCCGAACUUGGACAGAAUACAAAUUGACCAGAACCAAAUAUCCGGACCGAUACCUAAAUCUUUUGCAAACUUGAACAAAACAAAGCACUUCCACAUGAACAACAAUUCAAUUAGCGGGCAAAUCCCCUCUGAGCUGUCUAGACUACCAAAUCUUGUUCACAUGUUGCUUGACAACAACAACUUAUCAGGGUAUCUUCCACCAGAGCUUGCCAAAUUGCCAAAUCUACUGAUACUACAACUUGACAACAACAACUUUGAUGGGACUACAAUACCAGCUUCAUAUGGCAACAUGUCUCAUUUAUUGAAGUUGAGCCUCAGGAACUGUAGCUUACAAGGUCCAAUCCCUGACCUCAGCGGGAUACCAAAUCUUGCUUACAUAGACCUCAGUUCGAACCAGCUUAAUGGAUCAAUACCACCAAAUAGGCUUUUCGAGAAUAUUACAACUAUCUAUUUGUCAAACAACAAUCUUACUGGAACAAUUCCAGUCAACCUUUCAGGCCUUCCUUAUCUUCAGAGAUUGUUACUUGCGAAUAAUUCAUUGAACGGUUCUCUUCCAUCCACUAUUUGGCAAAAUAGGACAUCAAACGGAAAUGAAAGUCUCAUCUUAGAUUUCCGGAACAAUAUGCUGUCAAAUUUUUCAGGCAGUGUUGAUCUCCCUCCUAACGUCACUCUUUGGCUUCAAGGAAAUCCUAUAUGCUUAAAUGCCAACGUGGUCAAGUUCUGUGGAUCUCAGAGUGAUGAUGUCAAUAAUAUCCAGAAGUUAACAAACUCCACUACUGUUUGUCUCAAUCAAUCGUGCCCACCCCCUUAUGAAUACUCCCCGCAAUCUCCUUUAUCAUGCUUCUGUGCUGCACCUCUUCUUGUUGGAUAUCGGUUAAAAAGUCCUGGCUUCUGGGAUUUUCAGCCCUACAUCUAUUCGUUUGAGGACUACCUAACCAAUGGUCUCAAAGUGAACCUAUAUCAGCUUGACAUUGAUACAUUUGUAUGGGAAAAAGGCCCUCGACUGAAGAUGUACCUGAAGAUCUUCCCUGUGUCUGACAACUACUCCCAUGUCUUUAAUAGGAGUGAGGUUCUGAGAAUUCGAAGCAUGUUUACAGGAUGGACGAUUCCUGAUAGUGAUGUUUUUGGACCUUAUGAGCUUCUCAAUUUCACACUAUUGGAUCCUUAUAAAGAUGUGAUUCCCUUGUCUUCAACAUCUGGUAUAAGCGGGGGUGCAAUAGCUGGAAUUGUAAUAGGUGCUAUUGCAGGUGCGGUUACAUGUUCUGCAAUUGUGACGCUCCUUAUAUUGCGAUUACACAAGAGAAAACACCAUACAGCUUCAAAAAAACGUCUAUUGUCUAGGAUCUCCAUGAAGAUUGAUGGUGUGAAAGCCUUUACUUAUGAAGAAAUGGCUCUGGCAACAAACAAUUUCAAUAGCUCCAGUCAAGUUGGAGAAGGAGGGUAUGGAAAGGUUUAUAAGGGUAUCCUAGUGGAUGGCACAGUUGUGGCCAUAAAGCGAGCACAAGAGGGAUCAUUACAGGGUGAAAAGGAGUUUCUCACAGAAAUAGAAAUAUUGUCAAGGUUACAUCAUCGGAACCUAGUGGCUUUGAUUGGAUAUUGUGAUGAAGAAGGUGAACAGAUGUUGGUUUAUGAGUUCAUGUCCAAUGGCACAUUGAGGGAUCAGCUAUCUGGUAAAUCUAAAGAGCCUAUGAAUUUUGCUAUGAGAUUGAGGGUUGCAUUGGCUUCAUCCAAGGGCAUCCUCUACCUGCAUACAGAAGCUGAUCCUCCAAUAUUUCAUCGAGAUAUCAAGGCCAGCAACAUAUUAUUGGACUCUAAAUUUAUAGCAAAGGUUGCUGAUUUUGGACUUUCACGACUUGCCCCAGUUCCGGAUCUUGAAGGGAUUCUGCCUGGUCAUGUAUCUACAGUUGUUAAGGGGACUCCGGGCUACCUUGAUCCAGAGUACUUCCUAACUCAUAAGCUGACUGACAAAAGUGAUGUUUAUAGUCUGGGAGUUGUAUUUCUAGAGCUCUUGACAGGGAUGCCACCGAUCUCACAUGGAAAGAACAUUGUUCGGGAGGUCAACAUUGCGUAUCACUCUGGCAUGAUCUUCUCAGUAAUUGAUGUACAAAUGGGAUCUUAUCCUUCUGAACUUGUGGAGAAGUUCAUAAAGCUGGCCCUCAAGUGUUGCCAAGAUGAGACAGACGCCCGUCCAUCAAUGUCAGAUGUUGUUCGGGAACUUGAAAGCAUGUGGAACAUGAUGCCAGAGUCUGACAGCAGAAUGACAGAAUCCUCAACCAUUGACUCGGGAAAGGUGAUGAAUCCAUCAUCUUCAUCCUCUACGACAAAGAACCCUUAUGUAUCAUCAGAUGUCUCUGGCAGCGACCUCGUCAGUGGAGUCAUUCCUACCAUCACACCUCGAUGAUGACUGUUUUCUCUCCCUUCUUGACUGGGAUUGUAUAACAUCUGUAUAGUUCAUAUCAUUUUCAUUUGAUUUGUCAAAUGACUUGAAUUAAUAGGUUGAGCAGUUCACGGCUUGACAUUUUUGCUGUAACACUAUAUUGUUGUUGGUGGUAACACAUUAAUAUUCUUGUAAAAUUUUCCAUGUAGUCCAUCACUCCACUAGUUAUUGUUUUGCUAGGUUUUGGGAUGUUCAUGCAAAGAUUUUUUUCAACUUUCCUCUGUAGCUGUACUUUAACAGGAAGAUACACUAUUUUUCUUUCCCUUAAUUGCUGAAACUUCCAGCUUCUAUCA